Messenger RNA from Cryphonectria parasitica EP155, 2829 nucleotides. RefSeq lists its product as uncharacterized. The record is from RefSeq and is a predicted model, not a curated record. Lineage: Eukaryota; Fungi; Ascomycota; Sordariomycetes; Diaporthales; Cryphonectriaceae. Bases 1 to 2829 code for a protein of 942 amino acids. The transcript has a single exon.
AUGCUGCGUGGUAGGCGAUUGCCCGUGUCGCAGUCUCCAUUGCCACGAUGGAGGACCACAGCAACGACAGACUCGGCGAGGACUAGGACUGCCCUCGUCGUGGCAGCGGUCCACUACAGUAGCUCGUCACCCUCGACCUCGCCGACAGCGACUCCUCCUCUCCUCACCGACGGCUAUGGGACUGACCAUUCAGCCCUCACACAAGCGCUGGAAGAGCAGGUCCCGGCUUGGGAGCAAGAAGGCAUGCCUCAGGUGGACGAGGCGCGACAAGAGAUGCACAGUCUGGCGGGUGAGCAACGCAAGUUCCGAACAUACACGCCUGCAGGCAAGGAUUAUUCCCAUCAUGGAGAUUCGAGCAAGAACAGAGUUCACCACAUCACCCAUCACCGGCACAGCGGCCCUGUAUCACUGCCACCCGUCGAGAAAUCCUUCCCUACGCAUCUCGAUUUGAAUGAUGAAGCACCGAUUUGGCGCAAGAUCCGGGCCCCUGACAAGAACAUUCCGCUCACGGAUCUUCAUGCAAGAGUGUUCUUUAGGAAGUCCACCCCCAUACACGAGAAUUUGCGAAAGGCCGGGCGCAAACCAUUCCAAGAUGUGGGAGCUGUUGCCAAUGCACAAAAUGGCAGCGAGGAGACACAGCGUGAUACUGCGGUUCAGGUGAAGCCAUACAUCAGGCCGGAAGCUUCCAGUGUCCAUCAUUCAGCAGUAGAGAAUCGGGCAGAGAAGAGUCUUCGGCAACCUAGCCUUGACAAUCCAUCCUCGACUUCGUCUAGACGUACAGCAUUCCAACGUCGUGGCGGCCACGACAAGAAGCCUUCCCCGCUCUUGGAUGCGCAGCUACGCGCCGUGGCAGACCGACUUGGGAUAGAGGUGUCCCGCAAGGCCACCGAUGUCAAGCGAGCAACAGCUCGAAGGUUGGGUUUCAAAUCCUGGGACCAAGCACCUGCAGCACCACAAGUGGCCAACACCACACCCACACAGUCUGCUACGACACCUAGAGCAGUCAAUCUUGCCAAAGGCGCAAGCGAUCCUACUGGAUCUGGUCUCCCCAAGGCGCAACACACUCAUAGAUCUGCCGAGGAGCCUGCGUUAAGCAGACCUGCUGCACCACCUCGUUCAGACCACCCACACGAGAAGACUAUCCUGUCUGCGUACUCUCCGACGACCUUCAAACCCCAGAAGACGCAAAAGGACAUCAAUUUUGCCAUGCGGCGUAAUUGGCUGCCAGUCGAGGGGUCCCCAAUGAACACAGAUUCUCCGUCGGAGCAAUCUCAACAUCUGUCUUCGGGAGAUAAUCGGCUCCUCCUCCAUGCAGGGGACUCGGAUUUCGGCUUGGAUGAGCGAAGACGCAGCAGCUUCGGAGUGCCAAGCGAGAGCGAGCAGACCUCCCUAGACAAGGAAUCUGAACUCAAUACCUCAUCGGACACAGUACGCUCCAUCUUCAAGAUGUUGUUUCCUGAGGAGUCUGAACAUACGAGCAGGAGCUUAAGAUCGGUGCUCACGAACCGAAGAGGUCGCCCCUCCGAGAUGGGUAGUGAUGUUGAUCCAAGAGCUAAAUACUUCAUCGAUAUUUCUGCGAAACCGCGGCAAGCCUAUGGUUCUAUCUACAAACAGCUCUUCCCUGGCCAGCUACCGCCUGACCCAGAGGCGACUGUGGAAAAAGAUGAACCUCACGAAAGCUCUGCAUAUCCCCAACAGGACACGUCCGAUGGACCAUUACUUAUCUCACUACGAAACGAAGUACGCAAUUGGAUUCCGGAGGAGGACCGAGAACACAUCACAGCGCCUGAGGCAGGCAAGUAUGGCUCGCAUUCGACCGUAGUCGUCAUUUCGGGUGUGAGCAACUCACUCGUCGAUACCGACUUCUACCGAGUCAUUCCAGAAGGCAAAUACGUCGAGGGCUGGGCUGGCGGCCUCGUGAAGGUCGUCCAGGCGCGCGACCCUCUAACAUACGAGCCCGUUGGCCAGUACUUCCUCAUGUUCCACUCGCGUGCCCCCGCAGUCGCCUAUGUCCAAGAGGCCAAGCGACUAUACGAGCUCAGCAGGCGCCUGUUGCAUUCGGCCACCCAAUCCGGCCGCACACCGGCGCGCGGUCCACUCGAUACCGCGCCUGUGAACCCGCAGCCCUUCCUCACCGAUGAAGAGAGAGCCGCCGUCCAGUCCUUUACGAUCUGCCCGCCCGCCGCCCCACUUCGCAUCAGCGUGCGCAUGUGGACCACCCAGAUGGUCGGACAGAUCGCUUCCAAGACGACCAUAGCCGACGUAGUCCAAGCUCUACGGCCAGAGGCCGAGAUGCCCGCCAAGGUGUUGAUCUCCAUCAACGGCGGCGGUCGGGCGUCUGGGGGUGGGCUGACGCCGGCCGAGCUCUGGUCGACGCUCCGGGACGACGGGCGGGAGAGGGGCACGCCAUGGGCGCUGAUCAACCUCCGGGAAGGCAUCAGGCCGGUGAGGGUGAAGGCCGUGACCGAGGGCCAGGAGAUCAAGGUGAUGACGGAGACAGUAGACGCACCGCUCCAGGCCGAAGACGAUGAUGACGCCGGGGUGGUUGGUGGCCCGCCCGCCGAGACGACAUCCGUUGUGGGGACAGACGGCCUUCUUCUUCCCUCCUCCAGCAGCCAGGAUGCAGAAGGCCCUAGCGACAAGGAGAGCCACGACGACGGCGACGGCGACGACGACGCGGGCCAGAAAGAUGAAAGGUUCCACCGGUUUGUCUUGACGUUCAAGCAGCGUGCCAUCGCGCGCCGAUUCGUCAGGUGCUGGCACAAGCGGCCCAUAUACGAUGCGGAGCUGGGGCAGACGGUGCUUGUAAAUGCUGUGGCGCUGAUGUAG